AUGAUUGGAGCAGUCAUCUGGGAUACUGGUCUUCUUAGCAGCGUGCCGUCCCUGUUGCUGGUGGGGCUGGCUAUCGGAGUAGCUGUUGUCAAUAUCCUUGAUAUCAAACGACCGGCAGGUUUCCCGCCUGGACCUACUCCGAUUCCAUUCUUAGGAAAUAUUCCCAAAUCUGACCAGCCACUUUGGAUAACUAUGGGAGAAUUAAGCAAGGAAUACGGAGACGUCUUCUCCCUAAAGUUUGGAGCUAAAUGGUAUGUGAUUCUGAACAGCUACCAAACCAUCAAGGAAGGUAUGGCAGUGCGGCCCUUGGCGCUCGCCAACAGACCUCAUUACUACACCAAAGAGAUAACUGAUUUGUGUGGUGCUUUACUGCGAGCUCAAAAGAAAGCUGCAAAGGACAAGAAUUACGACUUUCUGACUGAUGUGCAUGUCGUGCAGGUUCUGGCUUCUUCAUUCAGGGGUUCCAUUGGCCUCCUGACGAACACUUACUGGGGACUAGCCCUCCUAGCUGAGUACCCGCACGUCCAACAUAGAAUCGUCAAUGAGAUCCAUGAUGUCAUUGGGAGGGAUCGUCAGCCCUCUUUGAAUGAUCGAGAUGCUAUGCCAUACACCAGCUACAUACAUACAGCUACUGUGAUGGAAAUGCUGCGGUUUGGAUCCGUGGCUCCUCUGGGUGUGCCUAGGGCAGCUCAUGAAGAUGUAACAAUCGGUGGUUAUAAUAUCCCCGAGGGCACAACGAUAUUGUACAACAUCUACAGUACCCACUUCAGUGAUGUAAACUUCGCACAUUCUGAUGAAUUCAACCCGGAGCGAUUUCUAAACUCCGAUGGAUCAGUCCAUGCCUCACCAGACAAAGUCAUCCCAUUUGGGAUGGGAAUCCGCAAAUGUCUCGGCUACGUCUUUGCCCAGUCUAUCCUCUUCCUUGCCUUCACCCACCUACUGCAGGGAUAUCAGUUGAGCAAACUCGAUGGCCAACCCGGGAAUGGAAGCUUACUUGGUCAGGAUCCUAAAUAUGGAGGGUCGCGCUGGCCAAGUCCCUUCCGUCUUGAGGUGACCAAACGUGAUUGA
This is a messenger RNA of Acanthaster planci (crown-of-thorns starfish), 1068 nucleotides long. Its product is annotated as steroid 17-alpha-hydroxylase/17,20 lyase-like. The record is from RefSeq and is a predicted model, not a curated record. Gene Ontology annotation, molecular function: steroid 17-alpha-monooxygenase activity; heme binding; iron ion binding. Gene Ontology annotation, biological process: hormone biosynthetic process; progesterone metabolic process. Lineage: Eukaryota; Metazoa; Echinodermata; Asteroidea; Valvatida; Acanthasteridae.